Molecule: messenger RNA, 180 nt
Organism: Darwinula stevensoni
Lineage: Eukaryota; Metazoa; Arthropoda; Ostracoda; Podocopida; Darwinulidae
Source: the annotation of a GenBank genome assembly
AUGACUUCCUGGACGAUUCUGUUGGCGGUGGGUUUGAUCCUCGGUGAGUCUGCGGGUGAACCGAGAGUCGAUACGCCCCAAUCGGCACCUCACGUGGCGAUCGUGAACCCGAUGAGAUCCCAGAUGAUCCUCUACUCGGACUUCCCUCAAGGCUCUUGCCUCCUCUACGGGGACGAGUGA